Molecule: messenger RNA, 258 nt
Organism: Rodentolepis nana
Lineage: Eukaryota; Metazoa; Platyhelminthes; Cestoda; Cyclophyllidea; Hymenolepididae
Source: the annotation of a GenBank genome assembly
AUGGUACUUCUCACGCAGCAUAUCUCCUGGGACCGUAUCGCAGCCCAUUCGGACGUUAAUAACGACGAAGGUGGGAAAGUGUGGAAGAUCAAAAGAUUUUCUACGACUGGAAUCCCGGGUGUCACUGGUUACCAAAGACGUUCCUGCUUAACUACCAAACCAAAUAGAAUUUGGCCACAAGCAAGCCUGAAAUCGAUUAAAAUGCCAAAAAGGAUGCUUCGCAUAUUCCGGAAAAUGCGUCAUUAUUUACCCGGAUAA